Molecule: messenger RNA, 3474 nt
Organism: Anguilla anguilla (European eel)
Lineage: Eukaryota; Metazoa; Chordata; Actinopteri; Anguilliformes; Anguillidae
Product: probable histone deacetylase 1-B
Exons: 14
Coding region: 103-1548 (481 amino acids)
Molecular function (GO): histone deacetylase activity
Source: RefSeq, a predicted model, not a curated record
UUACGCGAUGAUUGGUAGAAACAAUGUCAAUCUAUGUCUCUGAUCGUGGUUAGAGUCAUUGCGUAGAGACUCCAGUGGUUUGGGACUGUAUUUGGACGUAAAAUGGCGCUUACCACUCAAGGAACAAAGAAGAAAGUUUGUUAUUAUUAUGAUGGCGAUGUUGGAAAUUAUUACUAUGGCCAGGGCCACCCUAUGAAGCCACACAGAAUCCGCAUGACACACAACCUCCUGCUCAACUAUGGGUUAUAUAGGAAGAUGGAAAUUUACCGGCCCCACAAAGCCAAUGCAGAAGAGAUGACCAAAUAUCACAGCGACGACUACAUCAAGUUCCUGCGGUCCAUUCGCCCCGACAAUAUGUCUGAGUACAGCAAGCAGAUGCAGAGAUUUAACGUGGGAGAGGACUGCCCGGUGUUUGACGGCUUAUUUGAGUUCUGUCAGCUUUCCACAGGAGGGUCUGUAGCUGGAGCCGUGAAGCUGAACAAACAGCAGACGGACAUUGCCAUUAACUGGGCCGGAGGGCUUCAUCACGCCAAGAAGUCUGAGGCGUCGGGGUUCUGCUAUGUCAAUGACAUCGUCUUGGCCAUCCUGGAGCUGCUUAAGUACCACCAAAGAGUGCUGUACAUUGACAUUGACAUCCACCAUGGGGAUGGAGUGGAGGAGGCUUUCUACACCACAGACCGUGUCAUGACCGUGUCCUUCCACAAGUACGGGGAGUACUUCCCUGGCACCGGAGACCUCAGAGACAUUGGAGCGGGGAAGGGCAAGUACUACGCUGUAAACUACCCACUCAGGGAUGGAAUAGACGACGAGUCUUAUGAAGCCAUUUUCAAACCUAUUAUGGCCAAAGUGAUGGAGAUGUACCAGCCCAGUGCAGUAGUGCUACAGUGUGGAGCAGACUCUCUGUCUGGGGAUCGACUUGGCUGUUUUAACCUCACUAUUAAAGGCCAUGCCAAGUGUGUGGAAUACAUGAAGAGCUUCAACCUGCCACUGCUGAUGUUGGGUGGGGGAGGGUACACCAUCCGUAACGUGGCCCGCUGUUGGACCUUUGAGACGGCCGUAGCCCUGGACAGCUCCAUUCCCAACGAGCUCCCAUACAACGAUUACUUUGAGUACUUUGGGCCUGACUUCAAACUGCACAUCAGCCCUUCCAACAUGACCAACCAGAAUACAAACGACUACCUGGAGAAGAUCAAGCAGCGUCUGUUUGAGAACCUGCGCAUGCUCCCCCACGCCCCGGGCGUCCAGAUGCAGGCCAUCCCCGAGGACGCAGUGCAGGACGACAGCGGAGACGAGGAGGAGGAAGACCCCGACAAGCGCAUCUCCAUCCGUGCCCAUGACAAGAGGAUAGCCUGCGAAGAGGAGUUCUCAGAUUCUGAGGACGAAGGCCAGGGCGGGCGCAGGAACACAGCCAACUACAAGAAGGCCAAGCGAGUGAAAACGGAGGAAGAGAAGGAUGGAGAGGAGAAGAAAGAUGUAAAAGAAGAAGAGAAAAUGGUUGAGGAGAAAAUGGACACAAAGGGGGCAAAAGAAGAGUUGAAAAGCACCUGAGAAGCUGCAAGCCCCCACUUAUACAGAUCUGCAUGAUUUUACAGUAGUAUGAAUACCUCCCCACCCCAAUCCCCGACCUAGAACAUUAGCCAAAACGAAGAACUGUAAAUUAUUUUAUAAAAAACAUUGUACUGUUUGCGUUCUGGCAGGAUUUCAAGGAAAUGUUAUUGAAUUGCAAGUAUGAUAUUUUUUUUCUUCUCCCAAAUGCCAGUUGGUGUGAAAUAUUUACAUCUGCUGCUUUCCCUCUGUAUAAAUCGUGUAAAUAUCACAGGCAUUUUUGUGUACUCCAGGCUUGCAGGACCAGUCAGCUUUGUCAGUGCGAAGUGAGCAAACGGUCACCUGUUGAUCUUUCUUUCUUUAGUGUUUGAUUUACCAGCAAGUCACUAAAAUCAUGAGUUUUUUGUUUGUUGUCAGUAAAUGUCGGCACUUUCUCAUUUCAUCCAUUACUUUUUUACUCUGCUUUCGUACUAUCUUAGACGUCAAAAUGUCUCCUUAUUGAGAAAUCUCUCAAAGGAUUGUGAUUGGUUUUAUUGAAAAUGGGAAUGUAAGGAAAUAAGGAUGGCACAGCCUUUUAGGUAUUACUGUAUGCAGUCUGAGGGUCCAGUGGUUUACAGAAUAACACACAUGGUUAUAUACGUGUGUGUGUGUGUGUGUUAGUGUUUGUCCUUUGCCGUCUAGUCCCUCCUGGUUUAGCAUUGUUUGGACCCCCUUUACAUUCCCUACAUAAAAUUGGCUACACUGAAAAUGGACCCUGUAUGAGUUGCAAGGUACUGUGAGAGGAACUGUAAAUCAGCACAGCCAGCAUGCGUGAGGGGCCACCAGUGGACUGCAUGGAUAAGACUGGACACGCUUCAGUUUGCAUCAGCUUUAUGGCCACUGAGGUGCUUCAUAAACCAUUGGAUAGCUACUUAUAAUGUGCCUGUACAGCUUGUCAUUUUUUUUUGGCAGGCUAUAUUGUACAUCGCUUGAUUUAAACAAAUGUGAAGUUUUCUAAAAUUGUAUAAAUGUUCCACACAUACAAUCUGAAGGGGGCUGCCAGGUUUUUUUUUUAACCUUAGAGUUGACUGUUUUUAGUCCUGAAGAAGCAUCUUUUGGAAGCAUCUCUGUAUAGCUCAGACACUGAAUUCCUAUCGGGUGACCCUAGUCCAGGGGUGCACAACAAGGGCUGAUCCAUUUCAGGAUUUUGUGCCUACUUCUCUUAAUGAUUUUAUGAGCUCAAUUAUAUCUUAAGUCUGAAAUUUGUAUAAGCAGCAGCUACAGCCACAGACUGCAAAAUGUACCCUAAAGGUUUUGGCGUGCUCACGUACAGGAUUGAACCGGUGUGGUCUAUAGAGUUGUCAGAAAACAAAAUUUAAUCAACUAAAAUUAAGGUAAUUGGAUGGAACAAAAAUCAGCACACACACCAGCCCUCCAUGACAGGAGUUGUGCACCCCUGUCCGAGUCAUUACUCAUUGAACGUGUGCAGGGGUUUUAGGUUCUUAUCUGGUGAGUGAAAAUGUUUUGAGGGUUUUUCAAUGAGACAUUUAGGUUUUUCCUGUUUUUUUACCUUUUGGGUUUCUUUAUUAAGGAACUAGGCUACGUUUAUAUUUUUAGGUUAACUGUGGACUGCGUAAGUGAUCUUGUCAAAAAUCUGGAUUUAUUUUGUGAUACUUGAGAUUUUAUACCGGCUUCAGCAUUGUUUUUCAUUAUUUUGUCUUUAUUCCCAGUAAAGGAGCGACAGAUUGCAGCACAGAAGUGCGUAUGAAAGGUUAGAGUUAUAAAAUAUUUAACUGCAUAUUUGUGUCUGCACUGUGCACCAUUUUCUUUUGUUUGUUUGGUUUAAUUGGCAAGAGCAGUUUGGUGUUAGAGGGACAUUCUUUUUUGGGAAACGUAUUUCUACUCAUUUGGUUCUGUAUUUUAAAUAAAGUAUGUCGUUAUGCUGAAAAA